AUGGGCUUGACCGAGGAGGUUAAAAGGCGCUUCUGGAAGGGCAUGGAUGAGGUUGUGCGUGGCAUACCGCAUACUGAGAAGCUUUUUAUAGGAGAAAAUUUCAAUGGUCACAUUGGGGCGGCAUCUGGGGGUUAUUAUGACAUGCAUAAAGGCUUUGGUUUUGGAGUUAGGAAUGGAGGAGGGAUUUCGCUGCUGGAUUUUGCAAAGGCAUUUGAUUUGGUGAUAGCUAACUCUAGUCUCCCGAAGAAGAAGGAGCACUUGGUUACUUUCCAGAGUUCGGUAGCUAAGAUCCAGAUUGACUUUCUACUCUUCAGAAAAUCCGAUCGAGGUCUGUGCGCGGACUGCAAGGUCAUUCCGAGUGAGAGCCUCAUGAUCCAGCAUAAGCUCCUGGUCAUGGAUUUGAAUAUUAUGAAGAAGCACAUAAAGAAGGUUGUGCAGGGUCUACCUAGGAUCAAAUGGGGAGCUUUGACUAAAGACAGAGCUCUGGAGUUGGGAGAUAAGUUGCUGGCUAUGGGGCCAUGGAGGAGUUGUGGAGACGCGAGUGGUAUGUGGACCGUGACGGCGAAUUGA
This is a messenger RNA of Nicotiana tabacum (common tobacco), 570 nucleotides long. RefSeq lists its product as uncharacterized. NCBI's taxonomy places the organism in Eukaryota, Viridiplantae, Streptophyta, Magnoliopsida, Solanales, Solanaceae. The record is from RefSeq and is a predicted model, not a curated record.